CAGACCACAAAUGCAUAAAAGAGGUGUUGCUAGCCCGAGUAACAAAACAAUAUCGGUAUGGGGAUGGGGAUCGACUUUGAAAACACGACCUUCGCUGUAAACGCAACACUCAGCGAUUGGAUGCCUCCAUACCCCAACAGCACGCUUUUCAGCACCAACGACAGCUCCGUUACUGCUGUCUCCACGCCGGCUUCCCCCCGAUCGAUGGGAGCCGUUGUUGGCGUGGCGAUGGUCAUGGGUCUUCUAGCCGUGGUGGGAACCGCGCUGAACGGAACGGUGAUCUUCGCUGUGGGGUUUAACAAAAGGCUCCGCACUGCCACUAGCUGGUUCGUGGUGAAUCUGGCAGCGGGAGACCUCCUGGAGACGGCUGUCUACCUGCCGUUCGGCGUCUACACUGUCAUAACCCACCGGGUUCCGUUCCAUCCCAGUGUGUGUGCCGCACUCGCCACCAUCGGCAUCUCCAACAAGUUCACCUCGCUGUCCUGCAUGGCGCUCAUCGCCUUUCACCGCUACAUGCUCAUCACCAAGCCCAGAUCCACCUACAAGGCCUUCUUCACCGCCAGAAACAACGUUCUGAUCGUCCUGCUGGCCUGGCUCGUGUCCUGGACGGCCGCCAUUCCCUUCGUGCUCGGCUACGGCUUCCUUGGGAUGCUGUCGAUUGGGGUUUGCGUCGCCUGGACAGGGCCUGUCUUGGCGACCCGUGCGGUGAUCGGGACGCUGUACGCCCUGCCACUCCUCACCAUGCUGUACAGCUACACCGCCAUCUACCGCCAUGUUCGAAACGCCUCCUAUAACCCAAACAACCCGUCUAUCCAAAACCAGCAGAAGAAAAACAUGCUCAAAGUGUCGAAGAAUCUGGCGGUUCUGGCAUGCGUGUUCUGUGUGCUAGUGGGUCCAUCCUGUGUGUUUGUGGCGUCUGGUAUGGACUGGCCACCCCCUGUGAGUUCCAUUGUCUGGAUUAUGUACUAUACUAACUGCUGUAUUAACUCUUAUCUUCAUAUCAGAAAGAACUCAGAUUUUAAAAAGACUUGCCGACGGAUGCUGAUGCGUAGCCCACCACAGAGACAGCAAAACGAAGACUGCCCGAGGCAGGCAGGUCCCAGGUCAGCUUUGGCUCAGAGGACAGAGGUUAUUUCUGAACGACCUUCGGUUCCAAAACCAUUCACCCCAGAACCUUUGACCGUGGCCAUCGGUUUUGAGCCUAGAGAACCCUGUACCUUGCCUACUGUGUCAGACUAGAUGAUGAUCGUCAACAGCGCCCCAUCCUUCUCAAUUUUUAGAUUUCUACUCGGAUUAUGUUAUGCGGAAGGCACUUCAUAAAUGUCAAGAUAG
Branchiostoma floridae (Florida lancelet) is the source of this 1332-nucleotide messenger RNA. Its product is annotated as neuropeptides B/W receptor type 1-like. Gene Ontology annotation, biological process: G protein-coupled receptor signaling pathway. Gene Ontology annotation, molecular function: G protein-coupled receptor activity. Gene Ontology annotation, cellular component: membrane. The transcript has a single exon. The record is from RefSeq and is a predicted model, not a curated record. Bases 58 to 1239 code for a protein of 393 amino acids. Lineage: Eukaryota; Metazoa; Chordata; Leptocardii; Amphioxiformes; Branchiostomatidae.